GUGCUGAGUCUCGCCAACAUGGCACCACCGCGGAUCAUUAGAACACCAUCCGAGGAGCGCGAAUUUAUCAAUAAACGUAAGGAAGCAAGGCGGGCCCGCAUACGUGCCCAGACGCAGGAACAGCGUGAAGCUGCGCGUGCCAAGCACGCUGAAAUUCAACGCCGUAGACGCCAAAACGCAGCAGUGCGGGAACGCGAGGCAGAGGCUAGGCGACAGCGCCGGCAAGACCCCGAACUUCGGGAGAAGGAAGCGGCCGAGCGUCGCGCCCGCCGUGAGGAUGCGGCAGUGCGGGAACGCGAAGCCGAGGCAAAGCGACAACGCCGACAAGACGCUACUCUUCGGGAGAAGGAGGCGGCCGAACGUCGUGCACGGCGUGAGGAUUUGGCAGUGCGGAAACGUGAAACCGAAACAAGGCGACAACGCCGACAAGACCCAGUGUUUCGGCUGCUUGAGGCCGCCGAACGUCGUGCCCGCCGUGAGGACGCAGCAGUGCGGGAGCGCGAAGCCGAGGCGAAGCGACAACGCCGACAAGACCCAGCAGUUCGGCAGCUGGAAGCGGCCAAACAUCGUGCUCGACGUGAAGAUCCGGCAGUGCGGGAACGCGAGGCCGAGGCAAGGCGUCAGCGGCGGUUGAGAGAGCACACAUCACUAUUCGGAGGGCAGUUCGGUAACCCAUUUGGAUAUACGUGCGACGUUUGCCAUUGUCUUGGUUUUAAAGCAGACCUUUCGCCUAUCCGCACUCCUCACGUGCCUCUGCUCAGUGCCGAGUUUCCAAACGAGGAUGUGCCUUCCUUUAUGCUGUGCUCCACAUGCCAGAGGGCACUGCAAAGUGGUACCGUUCCCGCACUUUCUCGAAGUAACAUUUGCUUAGAUCCGGCAGUUCCCGCUGAGUUACUUGAAGUCAACUUGGUGUGCAGAAGUGAUGAUGAAGACUCGGAGAGUGCUUUGCCCAACCUUGCCAAACAAUUCAACUCUGAACAGAAGGCUCAGGAAAGCAAGGUUGAUUGUUGCUUGCAGACAGAGGGCACUGGAAAGAUUGAUUGUUUUGUGCAGACGGAAGAUACCAUAAAGAAAACGUCUAAAGUGCCAACUGAGAAAUGCAUGAAGGUUGUUGUUGCAGUGCAGACUGAAGAAUGUCCAAGGCUACAGGAGCCACGUCACCAAUCACAAGAGGACUGACGCUGACUAGCGACCUUUAAUGUGUGACAUCUUCCAAAAGGACUUUAAUGCGGAGGAUGUCCUCGGUGCGCACCUGAGGGCUCCACACAAGAGAGAAGCCUCACGAGAGUCCAAGCUGUGGCUAGCACUUUGUUGAAGCAACCAACAUUGUGCAUCAUCAGAAGUUGCAACUAAGCGGUGGCGAAUGCUGUUGCCUGUGUAUGCCAUGUAACUAGAGUGUCACCUUCAAGGCCAACGUCACCCGGCAUGGAAUGACUCACUCAAACGAGAGGCCCCACUCCUCGGUGUGUGGCAAGAGAUUCAUGCAACACCUUAGCAUUAAGUUGCGUGAGAGAGUGGCCCAUAUGUAUGACUGCAUUGUCCUCACUGCUAGAAAGGAUGCUGUAGCAUAGUGAAAUUGACUACCCACAUCCAUAGUUUCAUGGCUGUGGUGAAGACAAUAACUCAAAUUCACAUACAGCAAGUUGUGAAGGGAUUGUGACCACAGACGUAUGACUGAACUGGGUGAAAGAAAGAAAAGGUUGGCAAGUUGAGCAACAAGUAAAAGAAAGAGACGUGAGGGGAGCGAGUGCACCUGGACCAUACAAAUGUGGAACUUCCAACACCGAGGGAGGACAGCUGGUGUGGAUAACAAUCCAAGUCGUGUGGCAGGAAGAGCAUCAGUGGGAAUAAUUUAUUACCUAUUGUUAAUAUAUUGCAGUACCAAGAAAUUGCAGUGAGAAAACAGCAUUAAACCAAGGCACAGAGUGGGAAGACACAGCAGUAUAUGCUAAACUUGAAUAUAGUAAGAAAAUAAAUGCUUGCAUAGAGAGAUACCAAAUUCAAAUCUGAAAACCUUGAGAUAUCUUGGCCAACAACAGCAUGUGAAGUAUGGACAUGUGCCAGAGGUAUAUGCCCAUGCAACUGCUGCUUCAGAAAAUAGUAUGCAUUAUGAAAAUUUUAGAUGAAAUUGUUUUGUCAAAAGUCAUUGUAAUGUGAUUCAUGCUUAUGCACUGUGCUUGUUCUUUUGUCAAGUGCUCCUGGUGAUAUCUUCGAAUUUUUCAUGAAUAAAAGUAUUGUUGUGUUAGUAAA
Dermacentor andersoni is the source of this 2250-nucleotide messenger RNA. RefSeq lists its product as uncharacterized. Lineage: Eukaryota; Metazoa; Arthropoda; Arachnida; Ixodida; Ixodidae. The record is from RefSeq and is a predicted model, not a curated record.